Notechis scutatus (mainland tiger snake) is the source of this 1873-nucleotide messenger RNA. RefSeq names its product tubulin beta-1 chain-like. Gene Ontology annotation, biological process: microtubule-based process. Gene Ontology annotation, cellular component: microtubule. Gene Ontology annotation, molecular function: GTPase activity; GTP binding; structural constituent of cytoskeleton. The record is from RefSeq and is a predicted model, not a curated record. Lineage: Eukaryota; Metazoa; Chordata; Lepidosauria; Squamata; Elapidae.
GAUCGGCGUGUAGGAGAGAGCUGCUCUCCUUGAAGGUCGUCCGUUGGGUGGGAGCUCCAAGGCACAGUCGCAGCCAUGCGUGAGAUCGUGCAUAUCCAAGCCGGCCAAUGCGGGAACCAGAUUGGAGCCAAGUUCUGGGAGGUUAUCAGCGAUGAGCACGGCAUCGACCACACCGGCAGCUACCACGGAGACAGUGACCUGCAGCUGGAGAGGAUCAGUGUCUACUACAAUGAAGCAGCUGGAAAUAAGUAUGUUCCCCGGGCAAUCCUCGUUGACUUGGAGCCGGGCACAAUGGAUUCCGUCAGGUCUGGCCCUUUCGGCCAGAUCUUUAGACCUGAUAACUUUGUCUUUGGCCAGAGUGGCGCUGGGAACAACUGGGCCAAGGGCCACUACACAGAGGGAGCUGAGCUAGUGGAUUCGGUGCUGGAUGUAGUAAGGAAGGAGUCUGAAAGCUGCGAUUGCUUGCAGGGCUUCCAACUCACCCACUCGCUGGGUGGGGGCACUGGGUCUGGCAUGGGAACCCUUCUCAUCAGCAAGAUUAGGGAGGAGUACCCCGAUAGGAUCAUGAACACCUUCAGUGUAAUGCCAUCUCCAAAAGUGUCAGACACCGUGGUUGAGCCAUACAACGCCACCCUCUCUGUCCACCAGUUGGUAGAGAACACGGAUGAAACCUACUGUAUUGACAAUGAAGCGCUGUAUGACAUCUGCUUCCGCACAUUGAAACUCACAACUCCAACUUACGGCGAUCUCAACCACUUGGUGUCUGCCACCAUGAGUGGAGUAACCACCUGCCUCCGGUUCCCCGGCCAACUGAACGCAGAUCUUCGUAAGCUGGCGGUCAACAUGGUGCCUUUCCCUCGUCUUCACUUCUUCAUGCCCGGCUUUGCUCCCCUGACGAGUCGCGGCAGCCAACAGUAUCGUGCCCUGACGGUCCCAGAGCUGACGCAGCAGAUGUUUGAUUCCAAAAACAUGAUGGCGGCCUGUGACCCCCGCCACGGCCGAUACCUGACGGUGGCAGCCAUCUUCCGGGGCAGAAUGUCCAUGAAGGAGGUGGAUGAGCAGAUGCUAAAUGUCCAGAACAAGAACAGCAGCUACUUUGUGGAGUGGAUCCCCAACAAUGUGAAGACGGCCGUUUGCGACAUUCCUCCCCGAGGCCUGAAGAUGUCUGCCACUUUCAUCGGCAACAGCACCGCAAUCCAGGAGCUCUUCAAGAGGAUCUCAGAGCAGUUCACAGCCAUGUUCCGGCGGAAGGCUUUCUUGCACUGGUACACUGGCGAAGGCAUGGAUGAGAUGGAGUUCACGGAAGCCGAGAGCAACAUGAAUGACCUGGUCUCUGAGUACCAGCAAUAUCAAGAUGCUACUGCAGAUGAGCAAGGAGAGUUUGAGGAGGAAGGAGAGGAGGAUGAAGCUUAGAGGUUGAGUAGGGUUAGUCCAUAGGCAAGUGUCCAAGGUGAGGGCUGUUCAGCUGUAUGAGUGCAUGCUUUUCCAGUUAUUCUUGGUGCUUUUUUCCCAGUGUUGCCUGUCAGCAGUUUUUGGACCCUGCUCUAUUAUUGUAAUAUUUAUGCACUGGCAAGAUGACUUAAUUAGGGAGAUACAAAUCGUAUUAAAUUUUGAAGUUGAACUCUUCAUCAACAAUGCUGGUAGUAGGACCAGCUCCACACUAUAUAUUAAAAUCUUAAGAAUAAACUUGAUUCAUGAUUCAUGCAACUAUAGAUUCUGCACCCUUAAUUGGUAUUUAAGAUAAUUCUCAAGGAAAAUUCCUGCAGGCAUUAAAAAUUUAUUAAAGAGAGAUGUUAUAAUACUUUAUCUAAAUCAAGAAAGAGAUUUAUGGAGUGCUUUGCAAACAAAGCUGCUCUAGAUUGAUUUUUUUUUA